Monopterus albus (swamp eel) is the source of this 615-nucleotide messenger RNA. It is a transcript of the gene ptrhd1, whose product is annotated as peptidyl-tRNA hydrolase domain containing 1. Gene Ontology annotation, molecular function: peptidyl-tRNA hydrolase activity. The record is from RefSeq and is a predicted model, not a curated record. The transcript has 2 exons. Lineage: Eukaryota; Metazoa; Chordata; Actinopteri; Synbranchiformes; Synbranchidae. The coding region runs from base 75 to 455 and encodes 126 amino acids.
UAUCUCCUAAUGACAACCUACUCAGCUGCUGACCGGGAACAUAAACACUGAAUCAGUUCCUGUACAGGCUAAAAAUGGCGGCUUCAGGAGCCGGGUCUCCUGGUCGGCUCGUCCAGUAUGUGGUCGUCCGGUCGGAUCUGGUUCAUAACCUGUCUUGGAAUCUGGGAGCCGUGAUAACUCAGGCCUGUCAUGCUGCUACCGCCGCCAUCCAGCUGCACUACUCGGACCCGGACACACAGCGGUACCUGGCGGAGCUGGACUCCAUGCAUAAAGUGGUGCUUGGGGUUCCAGACGAGGCCGCCCUCUCCGGCCUGUCAAAGAGUCUGACUGAGGCCGGUGUGUCCCACAAGCUUUGGAUCGAACAGCCAGAGAACAUACCCACCUGCCUGGCUCUGAAGCCCUAUCCUAAAGAGGCUGUGCAGCCACUGUUGCGCAAGUUCAAGCUCUUUAAAUAAGAGACAGUGUCCAUGUAUGCGCUGCAGUGUCGGUUAAUAUUUGUUUUAGUUACUUCUCUUCAUCUGAUUGUGUCUACAGAAUGAUCUGUGGACAUCACAUCAUUUGUCUGUGUAAGCAUCAAAACAGCUGUAAUUUACAAGAUUAAAAUCGGAAUAUGCA